UGACUGGUUCAGUUAUUAUUAGGUACCUUAGGUAGGUGCGACUGAGGCGUAUUAUUCUCCGGCAGUCCGGUUAUGAUCAGUCAGGUACCUACUAUGUAUAUACUACUAGGUCUGCGCUAGCGUCGCGUUAAAAAGUUUAUCGCGUUUACAUAAAUUCUUGCAGGGGUCCAUCUGUGCUGGCCUUCAAAAAAUAGAACCCACACAUCCAUAACAUUUCAUCAUAUACGACUGAGAAAUCUUCGAGUUAAACCUGCAUCCGAAGCACAACUUUCUCUAGAUAUCUUGAUCGUCUUCCCGUCUUCAACCGCGUUCAUUUCCAAUUGAUUCACUUCGCAAUUUUUUAUCUUUCCUUUUCCAAUUCUAGUAUAUCAAACUCACCAGUCUUGAAAGUCACCAGGCGGUGUGAUUUACCCCCUGCCCAUAUAGUGGGCAGUUAGCCUCUGGUAUGUUUUUGCUUUAACUACUUUCCCUCUCUUCUUUGAUCUUCGCCGCCAUGAUUUCUAACGCCAAACCUUCUAGUUAUCCCUCAGACUAACUGACGUUUACAUACUUCUCUUUCUGAACUUACAAAAAAGAAAAAAAAAACAAUUCAAGAUGAGCAGCUAUCCCUACGCGCCCCCUCCGCCAGCUCCCUCAGCAGCUUCGCCGAGCCCGUAUCCCCCGUAUGGUCAAGGACCGGGAUACUCUCACACACCUCGCGGUGGCCAUGCUGGAGCAGCGAGUAGCAGCAGAGGUCAUGGCCAUCACCAAGGACCCGGCCGUACUGAAUACGGCUCUCCUUAUUAUCAAGAUUACUCUGCCCCUAGCGGUGGGCCGUACAACCCUCCUCAACCGACAAAUUACUGGCAAGGAACACCACCUGCGAGCCACAAUCAUCCUGCCGGCUCUUCAAUCCCGCCAACUUACCCUCCUAGUUACGCUCCUCAGGGAUUUCACCCUCAACCUAGCCAGCCUUACCAACCGCCGUAUCCCAACCAGUCUUCUCGUCCUCCUUAUGGAGCUCCCUAUGGUCAAGCGCCUAAUGAGUAUGCUCAACAACCUCUUCAGCCGUGGGGCGAUCAAUCUCAGUCAUUUUCUCACUAUUCUAGUCGCGGCGGACGUGGCGGAUACCCGAGUGAUCGUAGUGGUCAUCUACGCAGUCCUUAUCCUCCUGCACAUCACCAACCAGCUCCCCUCCAGCAGCCGCCGUACGGCUAUCCCCCAGCCCCUUCCCCAUCCUACCCCGGUUCACCACAGUCUCAUUAUGGACCUAACAGCAGAGGACAUGGUCGUGGUGGUCACGCUCACUCGAACAGAGGAGCUCAUGCUAUGAACAAUGAUCGUGGCGAGAAGUUUCGCCCUCGUGACCAGAAACCGCACCAGCCGUUCAACAACUAUCAGAAGUCUGAUCCUGCUGGCGCUAAGAAGAAGAAGCGCAAGACAAACACGCUGGGACUAACCCCGGGAGAUGAGGAUUCAGACGAAGGUGUAGAUGAGGAGAAGCGUCUAGAAGAGUUGCUCGGCACAGAUGCCCCAGGCAUACCCGACGGUGAUCUCGCGAAGUGGAUAGCGGAGCGCAAAGCGAAUUUCCCAACUAAGGCUCGCGUGGCACAAAAGAAGGAGGCGGGAUUGGUCUCGACACCGGCUGCUAACACUAAUGACGGCAAGGAGACUGUUACCGCUCAGGUCGACCCGGUCGAAAAGGAAGCAGAUCGUCUACGUAAGAGGUUGGCGAAGCUCGACCGGCAGAUCGAGAAGCGCAAACGUGCCCCUAACGACGAGGGUGACGAGAUGCGCAUAGAGUCAUCCUCGGAAGAUUCCGACGACGACCAACCUGAAGCUUUGCCGACAGACAAAUCGGCUAGCGGAUUUUUGCCUCCUCCGCCCAUCACACGAGCUGACCCCUCAAACCACUGCAAGUAUUACUCCACCGGGGGAAUUUGCGGUAAGAAGGGCAAGUGCCGUUUUGUUCACGACCCCGCUGUUCGCGAAGCCGCCCUUCAGGAGCGGACGAGAAACGGGGGUCGAAUGACACUCAAGCAGCGCCUCCUUCUUAAUGACAAGGAUCAAGACGACAUGGAAGUGAUCAAGACGAUUGUGGAUAUGCGCUCCAGCGGACGCUUACACGAUCCUCAUACCUCUACCGACCAGCAGGAUAAGGAAAAACCCGCCGUCGCUGCUGUUUCUUCGCUUCCCACUAUCGGAGGGGAGGCUAACCUGCCGCCCAACCCUUACGCGCACCUGAAGAACGCGGACAGAAACCAGCAAUACCGCAAGCCUAAGAAGCAUAAUGAUUGGCCCUCCCCCGCCCAACACCAAUCAUGGAACAUUCCCAGCUACGCAGGUGUUGGCAUGCCACCUAAGUAGUUGCCAGUUAUAUCCCGGAUGGGGGUGGCCUUUCCACCAAUCCAACUACAGUUUGCAGUGCACAGAUUAUAAAUUUCCUCAUCAAUGUGAUGAACUUGAGCGAUAGACGCGUUGCCAUGUGGCACGCAGCAGGCUAUAUGCGCCUUUCGGAUUAGUUAUCCACGAGAGAUUAGGGAAAAGCUGAGUUUCUAAUAAUGGUUCGACAUGUUCCUCUUUACCAGUUCUAGGACAUGGUGGUUCCCACACGUCAUUUCCAACCAAUC
Messenger RNA from Daldinia caldariorum, 2609 nucleotides. RefSeq lists its product as uncharacterized. Bases 595 to 2346 code for a protein of 583 amino acids. Gene Ontology annotation, cellular component: nucleus. Gene Ontology annotation, molecular function: RNA binding; metal ion binding. Gene Ontology annotation, biological process: box C/D snoRNP assembly. The record is from RefSeq and is a predicted model, not a curated record. The transcript has 2 exons. Lineage: Eukaryota; Fungi; Ascomycota; Sordariomycetes; Xylariales; Hypoxylaceae.